Molecule: messenger RNA, 2000 nt
Organism: Sus scrofa (pig)
Lineage: Eukaryota; Metazoa; Chordata; Mammalia; Artiodactyla; Suidae
Source: RefSeq, a predicted model, not a curated record
AUGAAGGCGCGGGUGGAUCACGGGUUCUCCAGCUAUCUGCGCUCCCCAGGCGCCCUGUUCACCUUGCUCCUUAAUGAGAGAGGGGCGGGCGGUACCGUGCGCCUAGCGGCCCUACAGGGGGCGAGGAGGAGCCGUAGUAGGUUCGCGGACCGGGAGCCCCGGGAGCCUCGCCGGGAGAGGAAAGGCCAGGCUCAUCCACGGCUUGAGGGCAGCAGAGCGCGGGAAUGGCCACCCGAUGAGGCCGGAGCGCCCGAGGACGCUGGCGCUUCCCUGGAGCAGAGCCUGGGCGGCGCUGGCCAAAGUUUGGGGAGUCAGCGGCGGGACGCGAGGGACACGGACGCGACGGCUCGACGGGCGCCAGACGCGAAAGCCUCGGCGGAUCCGCGGGUCAGAAGGCUGCUGCGCGGAUGCCGGGUCCCAGCGCUGGCAGCGGCUUUGACUAAAAUAGGCAUAGCGGAGACCGCAGCCAGGGCUGGGGCCGCACCGCGCACGCGCCCGGCGCCCCGGCGCCCCCCGGCGGGCGGAGUCCCCGGCCUUGGCCAGGACUCCCCGCCCGGCUCUUCCAAGUCGCCGCCGCGUCUGCACAAGCGUGGUACAUUUGAAACACCCGCUUCUUUCUUUCCUGGUUUCCUCCCUACUUCUCGGUUCUGUCCUUGUUUGGGCAUGAGUGGGGGGCGAGGAGCGUUUUGGGGUCAGCGGCGUUGGUUGCUCAUCUCCGUGGGGAUAACUCGAGCAACAGGGUUCUCGCAGAGAGAGCAAUCAGGAAUAGAAGAACUAGAUCCUUCUUUUCCCCACAAAAUCAAACGACCCAUUCGCACAAUUCCUUUCUGGGACAAACGCCAGCAUCUCCGCACAAGCCGGAAGAACCGGGAGAGUGCGCAAUCGGCGUCCGAGCAUGGCAGCGAAGGUUGGCCGUUUGGUCCACAGGGACGCGGGACAGCGCCUCCGGGGACCCGGCAAGGAGCGGGAGCAAGCCAGCCCUGCUGCUGCAGGGGCACUUGGAAGGGCGCGUCGACCUGAGCCACGGUUUUAUUUCCAUAGAAGGAGGAUACUUAUCCGAAAUUUACAUUCUCGUGGAGGCGCCUGGCCCUCAGCUGUAGGCAAAGCUCCAUCUGAAUCUGGCACGUGUGUUUGGCAUUGAAAACCAAGACCAUAUGAAUUUCUUCAUUGUGUGACCUGGUCACUAACCAAAAACGAAUGAUUGAGAGAAGUAAACAGAAAUGAGCCAAUCCCCAGUGGAAAUGGGAAUCAGAGCAACUGAUCUGAACUCCAGAGACUCCUCUUUCCCCUCCAUCUCAAAGUUUCACCAUAAACCAGUGAGAGGUGGGAACUGGCAAAAUGCAAUACCUAAUCAUACAAUGUGUUGAGCCUGCACCAUGGGCCAGGUACUCUGCUGGGAUCAUGCACACAAAAUUUAAAGUUAUUUUGUUCUAUUUCUAUGACAAAAUGCCAUUGGAAAUUUAAUCAGGAUUGCAUUGAAUCUGUGGAUUUCCUUAGGAUUCUUCCAAUCCAAGAACACAUUAUAUCUUUCCAUCUGUAUUGACUUCAGUUUCUUUCGUCAAUAUCUUACAGUUUUUGGAGAAGAGGUCUUUUGCUUAUUUAGGUAAGUCUGUUUCUAGCUAUUUUAUUCUUUUUGAUGCCAUGGUAAACAGGAUUGUUUCUUUAGUUUGUCUUUCUGAUAUUUCAUUGUUAGUGUAUAGAAAUGCAGUGUAUUAAUUUUUAAUCCAGCAACUUUACUGAAUUCAUGGAUGAGCUCUAGUGGUUUUCUGAUAGCAUCUUUAGGAUUUUCUAUGUAUAACACCACAUCAUCUGUAAGCAGUGAUAGUUUUCCUUCUUUUCCAAUUUGGGUUUCUUUUAUUUCUUUUUCUUUUCUGUUUACUGUGCCUAGAACUUCCAAAACUAUGUUGCUAUUAUUUCAACAAUAUCCAAAUCAAAGAGAAAUGCAAACCAAAAUUACAAUGAGAUAUCACCUUAUGCUGGUCAGGAUGGCCAUCAUCAAA